AUGCAGCACCAAAAAACACCGUUAGGUACUGUUCUAGCAGCCCAUCUCUAUACCCCAGGACACCCCGAUCGCGCUUAUUUACAGCUCAGUCGCUUUGCUCGAUCUGCAAUGAAUUCGAGGGGCUUAGCAAACAACGCACUCACCAGCGCGUCCCUAGGUCGAAUGGAGGCGCUACGCGCUCUGUCUGGAGUGCCUUCUGGUGUUGCUGGCGUAUCUCCAGUGGACGACAACUCCAUGGGGCCAGGCAACGACACAUCCAACCACGCAACACAUGCAAACCACAACUCACAACAUGGGCACAUUCUGCAUCAUCUCCCGCAUCAACACCAACAGCACAGCCAGGCGCACCUGGGCGGGUUUCCUCAAGGUUCGCAGCCCACGAUGGUUUCAUACCAAGAAACAUACGAGAAGAUGGCCGAUUCUGUGUCAAAAGUGGAGGCAGAGGUUGCUACAAUGAGCCAAGAUAUGGCUUACUUUCGCCAUGUUCUCGAUUUCCAGAACCUGAAGAUUGAAAAAUUGACACAACUUUUACUAGAUUUACUCCACAACAAGGAUGUUACUUCGAUCGUGACGCUGUUGCAGGCAAUACAUUCAAGCGAUCCUUUCAAUGUGGAAGAAACUCACGACUCUGUUGACGACUCAGUGCACGAUUCGGUGCACGAUGUUAAUGCAUCCCUUCCCUCGCUACAAGCGCUGGAUGUGGUUAGCGGUGUGGGUGUCGUAAAUGUUCCAGGAGUACUGCUCGAUGGGAACAUGGAUCCCCAACUUCAUCAAGUGGCUCAGGCGGCAGUUCAGGCUCUGUCUGUAUCAAAAUCGGAUACCCAGGACGACAAAAAGAUACGCAAGCGACCUUUCCACAAAGUGAAUGGAAACUCUGCUAGAGAAGGUUUGUCCAAGCAACAACAGCAGCUGGUGCAACAACAGCAACAACAACAGCAGCUGCAGCAGCAGCAACAACAACAACAACAGGUACAGCAGCAUCAAAAGCAACAGCACCAACACCUGCAACAACAGCAACAACAUCAGCCGCAACACCGCCAACUGCAACAGCCACAGCAUCUUCAGUCACAACAACAACAACUGCAAAAUACCCACCAACCACAACUACAUCUGCAAGACCAGCCUCAGCAAUCAAAUUCGCAAGUAUCGCAAGUGCAAGCACUACAUCAGCACUCACAGGCGCAACAACAAUCAACAGCCAAAGAUUCUGUCGUUGGUAUACCCGAACUUGAGGUUGUCGAUGUAGACCAUCUCAGUGGUCGGAAGAAGCCGAAAGUCACAAUAGAUUUCUUACACAAUCCAAUGACUGUCAAGGAGAUAUAUGAUGAGUUUACCAAAGGUUUCAGAGGCCAACCACCUCUACGAGAAAUGGAUGAGCGUUUUGGUAAGUACGAAUGGAGAGGGGACUCAAGGUCCAAAGAGUCCAAAAGAUUUCAACGACGCAAAAAGCUCUGUGAUGCUAUAGAGCGGGGGAUGACAAAGUACGGUAAAUCUGUCGAAGAGAUCAUCAAUUACAUCGAAGAAUUCCGUGGCGAAAAAUCUUUAACGUGGGUGAUGAACGGAAACUUGCCUAGAGAUUUACUCGAAUGA
This is a messenger RNA of Clavispora lusitaniae ATCC 42720, 1590 nucleotides long. RefSeq lists its product as uncharacterized. Gene Ontology annotation, biological process: positive regulation of ribosomal protein gene transcription by RNA polymerase II. The record is from RefSeq and is a predicted model, not a curated record. NCBI's taxonomy places the organism in Eukaryota, Fungi, Ascomycota, Pichiomycetes, Serinales, Metschnikowiaceae. Gene Ontology annotation, molecular function: DNA-binding transcription factor activity, RNA polymerase II-specific; RNA polymerase II cis-regulatory region sequence-specific DNA binding.